Messenger RNA from Schistocerca nitens (vagrant locust), 2392 nucleotides. It is a transcript of the gene CAHbeta, whose product is annotated as beta carbonic anhydrase 1. The transcript is spliced from 5 exons. Gene Ontology annotation, molecular function: carbonate dehydratase activity; zinc ion binding. Bases 196 to 963 code for a protein of 255 amino acids. NCBI's taxonomy places the organism in Eukaryota, Metazoa, Arthropoda, Insecta, Orthoptera, Acrididae. The record is from RefSeq and is a predicted model, not a curated record.
ACUGUGAAUAAACAAACACAACUGUUCUGUGCGAAGCGAGUGACGCGUACAGUUUGAGAAGGUGAAAGCAGUUUCAAUGUCAGUGCCGUAUCAUCACGAGAGACCAAACUCAAAUACACGCAUGUCUCAAUACCACGCUUCAGGCUCAUGAUAGAACGCCGGCGCCUGUAAGGCGCUGACAUAAUUCAUGUAACGAUGGACAGGAUUUUGCGAGGUAUAAUGAAGUACAGAGCGACUGACAGGAAAACAAUGGUAGAACAGUUUCAGAGAGUCAGGGAUAAUCCAGAGCCCAAAGCAGUAUUUUUUACUUGCAUGGACAGCCGAAUGAUUCCAACGCGCUUCACCGAGACAAAUAUCGGCGACAUGUUUGUUGUCCGGAAUGCUGGUAAUGUGAUACCAAAUUCACAGAAUUUUCCAGAGGAAGUUACAACUACUGAACCAGCAGCAUUGGAACUUGGUUGUGUUAUAAAUGACAUCAGACAUGUUAUAGUAUGUGGUCACUCAGAUUGCAAGGCAAUGAAUUUGCUGCAUCGUCUGAAGUGUGAAGAAUUCUCAUCAAGGGAUAAUAGGCUUAUAUCACCUCUUCGUGGAUGGCUUAUUGCCCAUGCCAAUGCAUCACUUAAGAAAUUUGAAAAGUUGGAGACUGGAGGAUUUCACCAACCAUUGUUAUUUCAAGCUGAGACUCCCAUGCGCAAAUUUGUGGCAUAUAUUGACCCUGAUAACAAAUUCAAUAUUGAAGACAAGCUGUCACAGGUCAAUUGUCUCCAGCAACUACAGAACAUCGCAAGUUACGGGUUCCUCAAGAAACGUUUGGAAACACAUCAGUUGCACAUACAUGCACUGUGGUUUGAUAUAUACACAGGUGACAUCUAUUAUUUUAGUCGGCAAAACAAACGUUUUGUGGAAAUAAAUGAGCAUACUGUCAUGGGACUAAUAAAAGAAGUGAAUAGGUACUACUCGUAAUGGCCAUCGUACUAUACUUCAGUGAGAGUUUAUCUUCGUGAAAUUGCUGUGUAUAACAUUAUACAAUGACUGCACAUUGUUAAACAGAUUUACUUGGUGUUAGGGUAACAUCUGAUGUGUGUAAAAGGAUCUGGGAAAGAUUUCUCAAAACACGUACAUUAUUGUCUAAUUCUUGGACGAGAAUGAACAUUGUAUGUGAUACCAUCAUUUUGGAGAUACUAAUAUAAUUACAUGUCAUCUUCUAUAUGAUAUUUAAGUAAAAACUGAUUGCUGUACUUGUAAAACAGUAAAAGUGUACUUAGGGUACCUGGUUCUUCCACUGUGUGCCACAGUUGAUAAGAAAUUGUGUGAUGGAUGAAGAGGUUCAAAUGGCUCUGAGCACUAUGGGACUCAACUUCUGAGGUCAUCAGUCCCCUAGAACUUAGAACUACUAAAACCUAACUAACCUAAAGACAUCACACACAUUCAUGCCCGAGGCAGGAUUCGAACCUGCGACCGUAGCGGUCGCGCAGUUCCGGACUGUAGCACCUAGAACUGCUCGGCCACUCCGGCCGGCUGGAUGAUGAUGAGUAACUGACAGAUGAUUGUGAGUUGGUUGCCGGUAGCAUGUCAGAAUGCCCAUUCUUAAUUUCUUAGGGUUUGUAAAUGUAAUGAGUUGGUAUUGUGUUCUGUUAGGAUGUAGAUGCAAGUGCUACUCUGAGAUGAAGAGUUUGGCACAGAAGAGGAAUUUAUGGCUGGUGGCAUUAAACUGGUCAGAAGACUGAUGACUCAAAAAGUUAACUUUAACCACAUCAUUAGAAUUUUCAGCAAAACUUGGAACUAAGACACACAUGUAGGUUAUUGCAAUGGUGGGCUUAUAUUUUGGGCUACACUUCUCAUUAAUCUGUUGUGACAGUUAUGUUUCUUCUGUUGAGAUUUAUUGGCUUCACCAACUCACAACAACAUUCCUGCCCAACCUAUACCUGGCAUUGUGCCACAGAUCAAUUUGUCAGCAUAUUCAAUGUUCUGCCCACUCUCCAUAUCAAAAACAAAUGUAGUCAAUUUGCAUCUUCUGCUGAAAGAAAAAACUAGAUUCAGUGACUCUGUCUAUCUUAUACUGUCCCCCAGUUGGCUGCCACUGACAGGAACACAUUGCCAAUAGCAGCAUGCAGUGGAAGAGCCUUCUACACUGGAAGUGCAUUUUAGCCACAAAAUCUUUUGUGGGCGCUGUACACUGAGUUUACAGUAUAUGUUAUGUAAAUAGUACUUUGUUACAUAUGGAACAUAGUAAAUCAACUUCCAAUUCUGAUUAUGUGCAUUAAUAAGACUUGGUACUGACAUUUUAACUGAAGUUUCAAUAUUGAAUAAGAAAUUUUGUAACAAAAAUAGAAAGUAUUACAUAAGAAAUUUUGUAACAAAAGUAGUCAUGAAUAAAUCUGAAAGCAUAUAA